Molecule: messenger RNA, 2157 nt
Organism: Hevea brasiliensis (rubber tree)
Lineage: Eukaryota; Viridiplantae; Streptophyta; Magnoliopsida; Malpighiales; Euphorbiaceae
Product: protein DETOXIFICATION 42-like
Exons: 13
Coding region: 333-1865 (510 amino acids)
Biological process (GO): transmembrane transport
Cellular component (GO): membrane
Molecular function (GO): xenobiotic transmembrane transporter activity; antiporter activity
Source: RefSeq, a predicted model, not a curated record
AAAUUAAGCAUGAUGCCUUGAAUCUUUAGGGUUCUUUUCCAUGUUUCUUUCUUGGGAGUUGCUUUGUUUUUUCUUAAACUACAGUUCUUGAUUCUUGAUUCUUCUGGGUCUUUUCUGCUGUCAUUUUCUUUGUCAACUUGUUUGUUGACCAGUUCUUUGAUGUUAGAAUUCUUUGGUUGUUUAUUUUUCCUUGUUGGAAUCAACUUCUUUCUUUAUUGGUUGUUGGCUUGGUGAUGAUUACAUUUUGUUGUUCUUGGAUUUUUAUUGUUUCCAUUUUCUCUAUUGAGGCACUGUAAUUUUGAUUCCAUCUUUUUGGAAAAUCCAUUCUAGUGAUGGCCACAGAUGCUGUUCUUAGUCUGUGGACAAACUUGGCCAAGUUGCCUCUUUUUGUUCUUUUCAAGGAUAUAAGGAAUGUUUUUAGGAAGGACGAGUUGGGGCUCGAAAUAGCACAAAUUGCAGUUCCUGCGGCACUUGCUUUAGCAGCAGAUCCUGUUGCUUCUCUUAUUGACACAGCAUUCAUUGGCCAUAUAGGACCUGUGGAGCUUGCUGCUGUUGGCGUUUCUAUUGCUGUUUUUAAUCAAGUGUCAAAAAUUGCAAUAUUCCCACUUGUCAGUGUUACUACUUCUUUUGUUGCUGAGGAAGACACUACAGGAAGAUUGAGUUCUGAACUGCAAGAAAAUGAGACAAUUGAAGAUGUUUUUGCUAUCAAUAAGGAAAUGGAAGAGUUGUUACCUAAAGCAGUGUCUGCAAACAAAUCAUCCUCCAUAAGCGGUAAUUCCACCAAAAGGGAUCAUGAGAGAAGACACAUACCAUCUGCUUCUUCAGCAUUGGUUGUUGGUUGUGUGCUUGGCGUCAUCCAGGCUUUAUUUCUCAUUUUUGCGGCUAAACCAAUCCUGAACUACAUGGGUGUACAUUCUGAUUCUCCAAUGCUAAUACCAGCACAACAAUACUUGAUAUUGAGAUCACUAGGUGCUCCUGCUGUUCUUCUUUCUUUAGCAAUGCAAGGGGUUUUUCGAGGAAUCAAGGAUACAAAAACUCCUUUGUAUGCUACUGUUGUGGGAGAUGUAGCGAAUAUCAUCUUGGACCCAAUAUUUAUAUUCAUAUUCCGGCUGGAUGUCAGGGGUGCAGCCAUUGCUCAUGUUAUUUCUCAGUACCUAAUCUCCCUGAUAUUAUUGUGGGCAUUAAUCAAACAUGUUGAUUUAUUGCCUCCAAGCAUUAAAGAUCUACAAUUUAGUCGAUUUCUUAAAAAUGGAUUUAUGCUGUUGAUGAGGGUGAUAGCUGCAACAUUCUGUGUCACCCUGGCUGCAUCAUUGGCGGCAAGACAUGGAUCUACUCCAAUGGCUGCAUUUCAGGUUUGCUUGCAGAUUUGGUUGGCAACUUCUUUGCUUGCAGAUGGGCUGGCUGUGGCUGGACAAGCAAUCCUUGCAAGUGCAUUUGCAAAAAAUGAUUACAACAAGGCCAAAGCUACUGCUUCUCGUGUAUUGCAGUUUGGUUUGGUUUUAGGGAUGUUCCUCUCAGUCUUCCUUUUAGUUGGAUUACAGUUUGCUUCGAGAUUAUUUACAGAAGACAUCAAUGUUUUGCACCUGAUUAGCAUGGGCAUCCCGUUUGUUACAGCAACUCAAACCAUUAAUGUUUUAGCCUUCGUUCUUGAUGGAGUUAACUAUGGAGCAUCUGACUUUGCAUACUCUGCAUACUCGAUGGUUUUGGUGUCAAUAAUGAGCAUACUAUGCUUAAUACCACUAUCCUCUAGUCAUGGCUUCAUCGGCAUCUGGGUCGCAUUGACCAUUUUUAUGAGCUUGCGUGCAUUCGCUGGCUUUUUGAGGAUAGGAACUGGUAUGGGACCUUGGAGCUUUCUCAGGUGCUGACCUCCUCCAUUUUUUUCAUCUCCAUAAUUCCACGUGUGUUUUUUUAAUCACACGACGAGCAAAUAAAAGCGCCUGGUUGGUGGAAGAAGGGAAUUUGUUGGGCAUGGCAUUUUGGCAUUGUUACAGAAUAAAGAAGUUUUUGUAUUAGGAAACAAAUAUUUAGAUUCUUGAUUAGCAUGAUUACAAGGAUAGAGAUGUAGAUCUUUCUAAUUAGUUAGCUUAAUCGUAGGAAUCUUUGUAUAUAAAUUUGUAUCAACUCUUGAUGAAAUACAAGCAUCUAUCUUUCCAGUUC